UGCAAGCUCCGAUCCACAGCCACACCACGCACAGAGAGACGCAGCAGCAGCAGGGCACUACGACUCGUACUAGCUAGCUAGCUAGCUACUCGUAGCAGCUGCUAGCUGCAGGUAACCAUGGCGAAGAAGAAAACCGCCGUGGUCGCCACGCUCCUGGCCCUGAACCUCCUCUUCUUCGCCUUCGCCAACGCCUGCGGCUGCCAGUGCGGCGCCUGCCCUAGUCCAGGCGGCGGCGGAAGGGGAGGAGGAGGAGGCAGUGGGGGUGGUGGAUCUGGCGGCGGGGGAGGCAGCGGUGGUGGUGGCGGCGGCAGCGGAGGCGGGGGAGGCAGCGGUGGAGGCGGCAGCGGCAGCGGCGGAGGAGGAGGAGGCAGUGGGGGUGGUGGAUCUGGCGGCGGGGGAGGCAGCGGUGGUGGUGGCGGCGGCAGCGGAAGCGGGGGAGGCAGCGGCGGCGGCGGCGGAGGGAGCAGCGGCGGAGGAGGAGGAGGCACAGGCGGCGGCGGAGGAGGACGCAGUCGGUGCCCCAUCGACGCCCUCAAGCUGGGCGUGUGCGCCAACGUGCUGAGCGGGCUGAUCAACGUGACCCUGGGGACGCCGCCGCGGACACCGUGCUGCACGCUGAUCCAGGGGCUGGCGGACCUGGAGGCGGCGGUGUGCCUGUGCACGGCGCUGCGAGCCAACGUGCUGGGCAUCACCCUCAACCUGCCCAUCAACCUCAGCCUCCUCGUCAACUACUGCGGGAGGCGCGUCCCCCCGGGCUUCCAGUGCGCCUGAUGCAUGCCUUGCCCGGCCGCCUGCAGCUGCAGAUCCAUCGACGUUCAAGCCUAGCUAGCUAGCUCAUCAUACUCCUAAUAUAUACAUACAUGCAUGCAUAUAUGUGCAUGUGUGUUCAAUAACUCAGCAAGCUAUCUCAUCUCAUCUAUCUAUAGUAGCUAAUGUAAUUUGUGCGUUAAUGAGAGUGUACUUUAUUAUCCAUCUUUGAUUUGUGUGUCAACAAUAUGACAACCAUAUCUAUUUUGGUUGCUCUGAAUUAUUAAU
Messenger RNA from Panicum virgatum (switchgrass), 1035 nucleotides. RefSeq names its product putative glycine-rich cell wall structural protein 1. Lineage: Eukaryota; Viridiplantae; Streptophyta; Magnoliopsida; Poales; Poaceae. The coding region runs from base 118 to 771 and encodes 217 amino acids. The record is from RefSeq and is a predicted model, not a curated record. The transcript has a single exon.